Messenger RNA from Geodia barretti, 474 nucleotides. The record is from the annotation of a GenBank genome assembly. Lineage: Eukaryota; Metazoa; Porifera; Demospongiae; Tetractinellida; Geodiidae.
UUGGGAACGCUCAACCCCUGUCCGUCCCGCCGGUGGGCCGGCCCUUCGGGCGACGCGAUCAUCGCGCCUGACGGGUCCAAGGUCCAGCUUGUGCUGACCGACGAACACGGCGCAACCCGCUGUAGCGUGGUGGAGGUCACCAUUGAGCGCGGGGAGACCAGCCGUCCGGUGCGUCACCGCACCGUGGAGGAAGCCUGGUACGUGCUGUCCGGGGCUGGGGAGGUCUGGCGAUGCCCUCCGGGAAUAGCGGCUGUGGAGGUCUCGCCGGUGCCGGUCGUUUCCGGCGACGCGCUGGUGAUCCCGACGGGUUGGGGGUUCCAGUUUCGAGCCUGCGCCGGCUCUGAUUUGCGAUUUGUCUGCGUGACCAUGCCGGCAUGGCCGGGCAUGGAUGAAGCGGUGGACUUACCGAAAGGAGGACUGGGGGAGCCUACGCUGGCUCCGCCUGAAGCUAACCCUGGCGUCGGACCUCAAUAG